AUGUCAACCAGCGACGCAGACGAAUUCAUUCAAGCAUGCAAAAGUGGAGAUUUGCCUCUGGCCCGCAAGUUGUUUCGUCCUUUCACAAUUGAUGAUGAAUGUAGCAAAGGCGGUGAAUGCUCUUUACUGGGCUUGUUUAGAGGACACUUUGAAAUUGUAAAAUUCUUGAUUGAUGAAGGAGCCGAUGUUAAUUUUGAAAAUAUUUUCAAUGAAAACAACGACACGACACAACGUGUGGAAACAGCCCUUCAUGCGGCCGUUGAAGCAAACCAUCCAAAUAUUGUUUCUCUCUUGUGGGAAUUGGAAGAUAUUGAUCCCGACAUUGAAAAUCAUAAUGAAGAAACGGCUCUAGAUCUUGCAAAGAAAUUGAAUUAUCACGAGUGUGAGGAAAUUCUCUCAAAAACAUCAGAAACAAAGAAGAGAAAAAUUUCACAUGACAGCGAUGAUGACGACAAGGAUUCCAAAAGUUCAAAUUCGCCAAUUGAGUUACCCUCUCGUUCGGAUUUUAAAAAGUUUCAAAUUUCUUCCAUGGAUGUUGAAUGGAUAGUCGAACAAGUGAAAAAUAAGAAAGAUUGGAUUCAUAAAUAUCUACUCUUGUGUGAAAAAUGGAAACAAGAAUGUCUGAGUGAUACCAUGAGAAUAUCAGAAGCGAGCGUGGAAGUGGCAUUCAAAAUUCUAGAAGAUUUAAGAAAUGAUUUUUUGGGACUUGUCACUUGUUGUGGUCAUUGCACUAAAAAGAAGAGCCACAAAAAAUCUGAUGAUGAGUGUGACUAUGGCAAUGAUUGUUCAUGUCCUUGCAGUCAUUGUUGUACGAAUAAGGAUUCGGUCGAAAAAGACGUUUGUCUUGUCAAGGACCACUUAAUUCCACUCGAAUUGAGAGAAGAAUUAAGACAAGAAAUUUCCAAGUUAGAAAAUGUAGACGAAUCAAAAAAAGAUUAUCAUCCUGGAAGUAACAAUCAAGUAUUGGAUUUAAUUCACCCAUCCCUUUAUUGUUAUCACUACGCACAUAGUGUGCUCAAAGAAGAUUCUCCAUUUAUUCUCGAAUCAAAUCCAGACAUUUUGUGGAUACCCACUUGGUUCAAAAAGCAACGUACACAGAACACCACUCAUUUUGUGCAACAGAACUCCCAACAUGAAUCAGAUUCAAUCAAGGAUCAAGCUGAGAAACAAAAUCAACACUCAGCAGAAAUUGACUUUGACAUUACCUAUGAAUCCUACAUUAACAAUAUUUGUGAAGUGAAACAAAAGAAUUUGGCAAAUGUCAUUUGCAAAGUGAUGCGUUAUUUCGUACCCAUGUGGGAACAGCAUUACAGUAUUCAUUACAGUCCUUGUGACGUUACCUUUGAUCGCUUUCAAGUCAUUGUCAAAGCAGCCACAAUAGUGGUCCAUCCUGACAAACCCUAUUAUCCUGGAGGCACUUGGCACACAGAAGGAUUGGAUGAGAAUAUUGUUGCCACUGGAAUUUAUUACUAUCACUCGGAAAAUGUGAAAGAAAGUUUUUUGGAUUUUCGUCAAAACUUAACAGAUCGUGAACUGAGAGAUUAUGGAGCUCCAGAGGGCACACUUUCCUUUGAAUUAUUGGGAAGUGUUGAAACAAAACAAGAUCGAUGCAUUGCAUUUCCAAACAUUUUUCAGCAUCGUGUGAAACACUUUUUCCCUCUCGAUCCCACUCGUCCUGCCAUUCGAAAGAUUUUAGUGUUUUUCUUGAUUAAUCCCAAAAAGCCCAUCAUUUCCACAAAUGAUAUUGAUGUUCAGAGAUUGGACUUUUUAUUGAAUCGAUGUAUGGUGUUGUGCAAGAUUUUGCCAUUGGAGAUUAUUUAUAGGCACAUUUUGGAUUUUUUGCCUCACAUGACGUUGGAAGAAGCUCGUGAUUGUCGACUCGAAUUGAUGGAAGGAAGAAAGUACAUGAUUGAAGAAGAAAAUACCGAGUGUGAGAGAAUUUAUGAAAUCAUUGAGAGACCUUAUUCAUUGUGUGAACAUUAA
Messenger RNA from Naegleria fowleri, 1983 nucleotides. RefSeq lists its product as uncharacterized. The transcript is spliced from 3 exons. The coding region runs from base 1 to 1983 and encodes 660 amino acids. NCBI's taxonomy places the organism in Eukaryota, Heterolobosea, Eutetramitea, Acrasida, Naegleriidae. The record is from RefSeq and is a predicted model, not a curated record. Gene Ontology annotation, molecular function: protein binding.